UCAUGUGAUCUUGUAAGAUUAACUGUGAGGGAGUGUGCCAACUAAAUGCAAGGAGGUGUCAUGGCUUUGGCGGUUGUGUUUCUGUGUAUUCUGCUGGCUGGGUCCCUUUCUGGACUCAUUCUGCCUAUGACAAAGCCUGACGGUACUGCUGACAUGUCCAGCCUUUUUAAUCACAUCUCCCUGUUGGAGCAGAAUAUGGCCAGUCUCCAGACAUCCACUGCACAGCUUCGAACAGACUUAGAAGUGACAAAGAAAGAACUUCAGAACGCGCAGACAGAACUACAGAGUAUGAGGAAAGAUGUUCCGACCGGCCAAACACAACAAACAACAAGGAUGCAAGAUGUCGCCUUCCAAGCACAUGACCCGCCUAACCAUGCACCUGCUAAAACCCCAUUGCAAUUCACUGUCGUCAACUACAACGCUGGUUCUGGCUUUAAUCGCGCCACAGGGAAGUUCACCGUGCCAGUCUCUGGAACCUACAUGUUCUGGACACAGCUUGAAAUGGGUGGUGGAUCCAACACUGCUUUGUACGUCUAUAUAAAGAAGACAGGAGGAGUGAACUUGGGAGCUGGUUACAUGGAAACAGGGUCAGGUAUUGGUGAUGUGGAUACUUCUGCUCAAACUAUCGACCAUCUGGAGGCGGGGGAACAGGUGUGGGUGGAGAUUACUAACGAUUAUGAAAUCUACAAUAGUGCAUCGUAUUUCGGUGGCGCCCUGCUCUCAGUGGUGUAAUCAGCACGAGGCAGCUUAGUGAUUGGCAUUCUUAUUUGAAUGGUCAACACAUAAAUGCAUAUUAACAAA
Haliotis rufescens (red abalone) is the source of this 801-nucleotide messenger RNA. Its product is annotated as C1q-related factor-like. Lineage: Eukaryota; Metazoa; Mollusca; Gastropoda; Lepetellida; Haliotidae. The record is from RefSeq and is a predicted model, not a curated record. The transcript has 2 exons. Gene Ontology annotation, molecular function: protein binding. Bases 46 to 732 code for a protein of 228 amino acids.